UGAGCAUGCUCAGUUCACGGAGCAGACUCAGUAACAGAGGAGAGAAAAAAAAAGAAUCAAAUCUCAUGGGCAGAAUCUCCGAGCAGUGAAUUGAACAGGAACAAAAACGUGAAAUGGCAGAAGGAAAGGAGGACCAGAUGCCAGACAAAGCACCCCCAGCUGAAGUGGAUGACAAGACGGAGGCCAAACUCAUCCUGUAUCACUGGACACAGUCCUUCAGUUCCCAAAAGGUGCGACUGGUGAUUGCUGAAAAGGGGUUGAAAUGUGAAGAGCAUGAUGUAAGCCUUCCAUUGAGUGAACACAAUGAGCCUUGGUUUAUGCGUUUAAAUGCAUCAGGAGAAGUCCCUGUGCUCAUUCACAAAGAGAACAUAAUUUGUGAUGCAACUCAGAUUAUUGACUACCUUGAAGAUACUUUUGUGAAUGAAAAAACUCCAAGAUUAAUGCCAGAAGAAGGAAGUAUGUAUUAUCCAAGGGUUCAGCACUACAGAGAACUCUUGGAUUCCUUGCCUAUGGAUGCAUAUACACAUGGCUGCAUUUUACAUCCUGAAUUAGCAGUAGACUCCAUGAUACCUGCAUAUGCCACAACAAGAAUUCGUAGCCAGAUAGGUAAUACUGAAUCUGAAUUAAAGAAACUUGCUGAAGAAAACCCAGAUCUGCAAGACGCAUAUAUAGCAAAGCAGAAACGACUCAAAUCUAAACUGAUGGAUCAUGAUAACAUAAAGUACUUACAGAAAAUACUGGAUGAGUUGGAAAAAGUUUUGGAUCAGGUUGAGACUGAGUUGCAAAGAAGAAAUGAAGAAACGCCAGGUAGGAAAUUGUUUCCUUGGCUCUGCGGAGAAUUUUUUAGCUUGGCUGAUGUAUCCCUUGCUGUAACACUCCAUCGGCUGAAGUUCAUUGGACUGGCAAGGAGAAGUUGGGGAAAUGGAAAACGACCUAACUUGGAAGCCUAUUAUGAGCGUGUCUUGAAGAGACAAGCAUUUCAUAAGGUUUUGGGACAUGUCAACAACAUACUAAUCUCAGCAGUUCUUCCAACAGCAUUUCGAGUAGCGAAAAAGAGGGCACCCAAAGUUUUUGGCACAACCCUUUUGGCUGGCUUCUUAGCAGGAAUAGGGUAUUUUGCUUUUGUGUGUGCUCGGAAGAGGUUUUCCAACUUGCUAUUAUCAAUUAGAGGAAGGCAAAGUUAUCUGUAGGUGCUUCCUUGCCAGAUUGGAACCAUACUACUUUAUCCACUAAAGAGGAUGACUUGAAGAAUAAUGGACCAAAACAUUGUCCUCUAUUAUUAGAUUUUCUUCUGUUGUAGA
This is a messenger RNA of Python bivittatus (Burmese python), 1301 nucleotides long. The record is from RefSeq and is a predicted model, not a curated record. NCBI's taxonomy places the organism in Eukaryota, Metazoa, Chordata, Lepidosauria, Squamata, Pythonidae.